This is a messenger RNA of Patella vulgata (common limpet), 3020 nucleotides long. RefSeq names its product sialin. Bases 399 to 2288 code for a protein of 629 amino acids. Gene Ontology annotation, biological process: transmembrane transport; monoatomic anion transport. Gene Ontology annotation, molecular function: transmembrane transporter activity. The transcript has 12 exons. The record is from RefSeq and is a predicted model, not a curated record. NCBI's taxonomy places the organism in Eukaryota, Metazoa, Mollusca, Gastropoda, Patellidae.
AUGUGUAUGUACAUGGACUAAAUGAAAUUCAAAUUACGCAAAAUAAGGUGUGCUUUUUGUCAUUUUUAUUUAUUCAAUAUGAAUAGACUCGCUGAAUACUGCUCAUAAAAGCCUGGUUAAAAUUCUUUUCCUGUCCUGUGAAAUUAGUGAUUCGUAAUAACCUGAUCAUGCAGGUAGAACAAUUUGACAUUCAGAUGACCUUGAAACGAGCAAAAAGACCUUGUAAAGGUCGGUUGUUGUUCACAACCGCCUCCAGAUUGAUACACGAUUCCUUAUAGAGAUACCGGAAAUUGCAAAUUCAUAUAAUAGGCAUGCAGCAGUCUGUGAAAUACCAUUAUAAAUUCAUAGGAUUGUAGAUAACAACUAUUGGAUACGUUUUUGUUCCACACAUUUGCAAUAUGGAUGAUCAGAAUACAGCUAAUGAUGACGGGGCCGUUUCUGAAAAGUCUCCACUAAAAGAAGGAACAUCAGAAAUUAGUUCUGCAAGCCCUUCAGUAAUAGCAAAAUCUUCUUUAUUACGUCGAGUUAAAGACAGAACCAGGAGUAUUUCCUCCAGUAGUCAGGACUCCAAUGCCUCUCUCGGUCGACGAUACUUAAACCAGAGACGAAGUUUAAGUUUUGAUCUGUCACACCACAACAGUCCUCUAUAUAAAGACGAUCUUCCACCCUUUCCAGAUCAUAUUGUUCAGUCCAAAGUGCCAUGGUGGACCUCCAAACGUCUCCAAUUAGCUGUGAUGUGUUUCUUUGGGUUUCUGUGUCUCUAUGCCCAGAGGGUUAAUCUAAGUAUUGCUAUUGUUUCUAUGGUAGACCAUAGAGUCACUCGAGAGAUUUCAAAUAAUAGCAGUUCCCAUCUUUAUCUUACCACAACCGUAUCCAGCAACCGAACUCUAGCAGCGAAGUGUCCAGAAGCAUUGUCAAAUAAGUCAAAUCCUGGCGAAUUUAAAUGGAGCAAAGAACUCCAAGGAUUAAUUUUGGGAUCUUUCUUCUGGGGUUACUUAGCAUUACAAGUAGCUGGUGGCUGGCUGAGUGAACGAUUUGGAGCUAAGAAAGUGAUAGCUAUAGGAAUGUUUCCAGUGGCCAUCUUGACUCUUUUGAGUCCGAUUUGUGCUCGUGCGAGUCCAUAUUUAUUUAUAGUUGUGAGGGGAAUCAUAGGAAUAGGUGAGUCUGUAAUGUAUCCAGCAGCACAGGCAUUAUGGGCGAGAUGGGCUCCACCCAAUGAACGAAGUCGUCUUAUAGGACUUUCAUAUGCAGGUGGACAGUUUGGUAAUGCUUUAAUAUUUCCUAUUGGUGGGUUUUUAUGUCACUAUGGAUUUGAUGGCGGAUGGCCUUCGGUAUUUUAUGUUAUAGGUUCUGUAGGGUUUAUAUGGACAGUAAUAUGGUGUAUAUUUGCCUAUGAUUCACCCGGUGAACAUCCAACUAUAUCUACUCUUGAGAAAGAUUUUAUACAGCAUUCUUUGGGUGAUAAUCAAGAAUCGUUUAAAAAGAAACAUAAAACACCAUGGUCAUCAAUAUUUAAGUCUAAAGCCGUAUGGGCGAUUAUUAUAGCACAUGCCUGUGCUAAUUAUGGAGCUUAUAUGUUAUUGACACAGAUCCCUACCUACAUGAAGGACGUUUUAAAAUUUGAUAUUAAAGCGAAUGGUGUAUUCUCCAUGUUGCCUUAUUUAUCUUUUUGGGUAUGUAUUUUGAUAUCGGGUACAAUUGCCGAUUUAAUCAUCAAGGGACAAUUGCUUACGGUAGCGUAUACUAGGAAAAUAAUGACGGCUAUAGGUACCAUUGGCCCAGGAUUAUUUCUGAUAGGAACUGGUUACAUGGAAUGUGAUCAGAAAAUGGCAGCUGUGGCCAUGUUAACCAUAGCAGUUGGUUUAUGCGGGGUUCAUUUUAGUGGACAUUUUAUCAAUCAUAGUGACAUAGCACCACCGUUUGCAGGAACUUUGUUCGGAAUUUCAAACACAGCAGCCACAAUACCUGGUAUUUUGGCGCCUUAUAUUGUCGGCGCUAUGACCAAAAACGGAACCAGGGAAGAGUGGUUAAUUACAUUUUAUAUAGCAGCAGGUGUUUAUACCUUUGGUGCUCUAGUGUUUUUCAUUCUUGCUGAAGGUGAAGUGCAACCCUGGGGUCAUAUUAAACAUUCCGAGAACUCAAAACUGGGUAACAACAUGGAUGAAACAUUGAACCUUUCACUUCAUGAUAUACAAGAAGAGAAUGUAGGAAAUGGUACUGAAAAACAUACCCAUAUUGAUGACGGUGUACGCAAGAAAACCAGUAGUGCCAACAAAGAGGUAGUCUAAAGUAUUUCGUGUGGACCAUACGUAACGAAGCAUAAUACAUCGCUACCCGACAAAUAUAGAGUAUAGCAGUCCACGAAAAUGGAGGACAGACCACUAUCAUGUUAGGUACCCCUGGUAAGGAUGAAGCUAUAAUUGUCGUAUAACUGUAUGGUCGGCAGUAAACAUAUACUCUUGUCUGGGGUAAUAUUAAUUAUCGGGGUUGGACACCAUGGGGCUCAUCCUUAACAAGCGUUUCUAACAUAAUCGUUGACGGAUUGGUAAAGGUUUACAGCGGAACCGAUAUUUUAUGAUGAUGUUUUAUAUUGCAAUGUGCUCAAGUGAGAUCAGUAAUGCUUUAGAUUGGAUGAGGUCCAUUGUGGGUAUUUGUUAUAUAAAAUGCAUUAGGUUCGACAAGACAAAUACACAUCCUAUUAAAAUAUACUUUCAUUUAUAUAUUUUUGGGUUCCUUGCAAGUAUCUUACCUCGUGGGCUUUCUCUGGAUCCUCAGGCAAUGUUUUUAAGAUUCAUUUUUAUCCGUUAAACUAGGUGGGAUUCUGAUGGAACUCUUUUCAAAACUUCAAAACAUUAAUACAAAUAUUCCAGGCGACUAAUCUGCAGGUUGGUGUAUGUUUCGUUUUUUGGCAACCAAUGUUCUAAAGCAAGAAAUUGUACUACAGUCAUCUGCUUCAUUUGCCAUACGCUUGCCCUAACUCAUAUUUCUAUGUAAUAUUUAUUGGAAAAAAUAUUGUUCGA